AUGGAGCAAUACAAAGUGCCUCAUCUCUGCUACAAACGCAACCGGGGCACUGGCAGUCGGCGUCCUCUGUACAGGGAUCUCCUUCGUCAUAGAUCACUUCUCCAGGCAGGUCUCCUCCCGGAUUGUAUUCACACACUACGACAGUCCAAGAGUUCCAACAAGGUACAACUACACAACCAAUCCUGUCGCUCGAUUGCCAUGCCAACUGGCUGUAUUUACUUAAAGACAUGUAGUUGUUCAUGGUAAAAACGUUCUUUUCAGGUACACCAUUUUUCUGUAAUUGACCGAACCAGGCGUCGACGCUCGCUAUUGCAGCCUCUGUCUUGUUAUUAG
Molecule: messenger RNA, 333 nt
Organism: Haemonchus placei
Lineage: Eukaryota; Metazoa; Nematoda; Chromadorea; Rhabditida; Trichostrongylidae
Source: the annotation of a GenBank genome assembly